AUGGCUACAGCGUACUGCCCUCGCAACACAUACUGCACCGAUGUCGGAUGCUGCUCUAUAUUUUAUACACUUAAACAAUGCGGUGGGCAUGAAGUCCAGAAUUACGAAUCACCGGGACAAAAAUCCUCAACCACAAGGAUAUCAUCUUCCACAUCCUUUUCUUCAUCGUCUACAAGUUCCAUGACGUCUGGCAGUGCACAAGCUACCAGUGCUGGUAACUCAAACGAAAAAAACGAAGGAAAUGGUGUAUCAAAAAAGAUUAGUGCUAUCGUUGGAGGUGUUGUCGGCGGUCUUGCUGUCGUUGGGGCAGUGAUUAUCGGAGUUGUAUGGAUGGUUCUUCGAUCAAGAACCACAGCCACUCCAGCACUACCUGCAGCUGUUAGUGAAGGUCAAUACAACAAUCUAGACUUGAAAGGACAAGCAUACGAAAGUGAUGGGUCGGGAAGAGUAAUUUCAAGAUCAGUAAUGGGAUUUUAUGCACCUUCCACUGCUAUAUCUUCUAUAGAGGCUGCUCCAAAUACCCCUUCUUAUGCUCUACCUGGACCAAGAAGAGUAACGGAACUUGAUGCUGAGGGGAUAUAUCGUAUGAAUCCGGCGUCUGCUUCCACUGUUGAUGCUAUAACGAGCAUCUCAGGUGAAGCAAAAUAG
Molecule: messenger RNA, 648 nt
Organism: Microsporum canis CBS 113480
Lineage: Eukaryota; Fungi; Ascomycota; Eurotiomycetes; Onygenales; Arthrodermataceae
Exons: 1
Coding region: 1-648 (215 amino acids)
Source: RefSeq, a predicted model, not a curated record